CUAAUAAAUUGCCAUAAUCUUGAGACUAAAUAUCUAUUACUAAAUGUAUAAUGCAUAUUUUGAUAUAAAUAAUUCAUAUUUAGACUAAAAAAUAAUUUUAAUUGUUUUUUAUUGUUACAGACGCAAUGACUUCACCAAAUUUAACAGUGCCAGCACCGACCAUUACGGACCGACAUUUUGUGAAACCGCUAUUAUGUGGACCUGGUCCAAGUGAUCUAUUGCCUUCAGUGGUGGAAGCUAUGUCCAAACCUAUACUAACGCCUAUAUGCGAUGAAUUGUUUAACGUACUAGACGAUAUUCGUUCAGGGAUCCAAUAUAUGUUUCAAACCCGAAGCAAGACCGUGCUGGCUGUGAGUGGCUCUGGGCAUCUGGGUAUGGAGACGAUUAUCACCAACUUGGUUGCGCCAAAUGAGACGUUACUGUUAGCCAGUCGAGGCAUUUGGGAAGAAAGAGCCUUGUCGAUUGCUAAGAGACGAGGUAUCAAAACUGUGGUUACCAAAGUUCCCUUUACGGCAACGUUUAGUUUGGAACACCUUGAGAGAAUGCUGAAGAAAGUAAGGCCGACUGCGCUGUUUAUAACACACGGAGACUCUUCGACCGGUACGGUGCAGAAAAUCGAAGGACUUGGAAAACUUUGUCAUAAAUAUGGAGCAUUGCUACUAGUAGAUACAGUAGUAUCUAUCGCAGCAGUUCCCUUCCUCAUGGAUGAAUGGGAAGUCGAUGGCGUAUACACGUCUACACAAAAAGCUUUGAGUGGACCCCCUGGUAUUUCACCAGUAGCAUUCAGCGCUAAAGCAGAGUGAGGGCUUUAUGAUUCUUGAUUGUAGUUAUAUUACUUGCUCUCUGCAUUUAUACUUUGACAAGCAGUGUGACCAAAUCCGGUCUAGGGGCAGGCGAGCUGGAUAAUGAAAUG
This is a messenger RNA of Diatraea saccharalis (sugarcane borer), 913 nucleotides long. NCBI's taxonomy places the organism in Eukaryota, Metazoa, Arthropoda, Insecta, Lepidoptera, Crambidae. The record is from the annotation of a GenBank genome assembly.